UGUCCACCAAUCAACAGCACGAAGGAAGCAUAUAUUUAGAAGAGAAAAGAUUUCAUUUAGUGUGUGAAAGCACGGAUAUUAUUUUAAAGCGAUUGAAAAAUUUAGAGAAAAACUACUCACCAAAAAGAGAUUCCAAGUAAAGUUCACUAUGCUUUCGCAGUUCUUUAUCCUCUCAUCGCGCGGUGACACGUUGGCCUUUCGUUAUUUUCGCAGUGAUGUCGUUCGUGGUACGCCGGAGAUAUUCUACCGUCGCAUAAAGUCGUUUAAAUCCGCUCACCCCAACCCAGUUUUUAACGUUGAAGGGACACAGUUUAUACACAUCGUUCAAUCUGGUCUGUAUUUUGUAUGUACAACUACCCAGAAUGCAUCGCCUGUUUUCGUUUUGGAGUUAUUGAACAAAAUAGCAUGUGUGUGUAAGGAUUAUUUGGGCGUUCUAAACGAAGAAGCUCUUAGGGCUAAUUUUGCUCUUGUUUACGAAAUAUUAGAUGAAAUAUUGGAUUUUGGGUACCCACAAUGCACAUCCACAGAGUUGUUGAAGGAAUACAUAUUUAACGAGUCGCAUCCUUUGCAAGUAAACCGUCAACCUUUAAGUCAAUUCACACAGGCUAGUGCGGCCACUGUGUUCGGGGCGGAGAAACGUUCCACGCCCAGUUCUGCUCCCAACAAAUCAGUCCUGACGCCAUACAACAAAACCAGUGGAAUGAAAAACGAGGUUUUCAUAGACAUGCUGGAAAAUUUAACAGUUCUGGUCUCGGCUACCGGACAUGUAGUUCGCUCUGAGAUUGAUGGAUGCAUUAAAAUACGAAGUUUUUUGGCCGGAAACCCAGAAAUCCGAAUUGGGUUGAAUGAAAAUUUACGUGUUCGCAACAGCCAUUGUGCGACUACAAGUUUGGGUAAUGAAGUCACGUCAAUUCUGCUCGAUGAUUGUUGUUUUCAUGAUUGUGUUGAUAUGGAUGAAUUUGAUCGCAGCCGAACCUUGGUGUUUAAACCACCCACGGGGGAGUAUUCUGUGAUGACUUACCGAAUGAUGGGCGAUGUAAAUUUGCCAUUCCGAAUACAUCCUUUUAUGGAAGUGCUCGGUGAAAAGCAAAUAGUGUUGCGUUUAAAGCUAUCAUGUGAUAUACCGAAAAUGUUCAAUGCUGUCGGUGUUACUGUUUCGGUGCCGGCUCCGAAGUCAACGGAGAAUGUGACGCACGAGGUCACCUCUGGAACGAAUUCAUUGGAAUACAAAGCAAAGGAGAGAAUAGUUUAUUGGAAUUUGAAGAAGAUGGUUGGAGGAUCCGAACAUAGUGCGAAUAUUAAAUUUACGGUACCGAUCGUGACAAAUAUGAGUAAAAAGGAAGUGGGUCCGAUUAGUUUGAAAUUCGAAUUGCCAUUGUUUGUUUGUUCGAAACUUCAGAUUAAACAUUUGAAAAUUACAGAACGAGAUUCUAUGUACACACCGAUGCGAUGGGUUCGGUAUAUUACACAUAGUGACUCGUAUGUUACUAGAGUAUAGUUCUUUUCUUAAUUUCUCAAUUUUUAUAUAUAAACUUUUGAUAUUUUGACAUUUUCAGUGUAAAUUUGUAGUUGAUAAAUGUGCGCGAAAUUGUCACUAAAUUCGUGAACUUUUUUUAAAAUGUAGUAAUACUGGCCUCCUUUUCAUAACGAGGCCAAUACAAUUAAUAGUAAGUUGUUUACUUUUGAGUUUCUAACGAGAAUUUCUAAUUGGUAAUGAACGAACUGAGUUUGGGAAAGAUCUAUUAUAAUAACUUUGAAAUAAAUUUUAAAUGUCCUUAAGUAGAAUUUGUAUAUAUUUUGUUAAGGCAAGCUUUACUUAAAAGGUAGAUUCAUUUCAACUUUGAAUUAUAUAA
Messenger RNA from Hydractinia symbiolongicarpus, 1853 nucleotides. RefSeq lists its product as uncharacterized. NCBI's taxonomy places the organism in Eukaryota, Metazoa, Cnidaria, Hydrozoa, Anthoathecata, Hydractiniidae. Gene Ontology annotation, biological process: Golgi to lysosome transport; protein targeting. Gene Ontology annotation, cellular component: trans-Golgi network; clathrin adaptor complex; cytoplasmic vesicle. The record is from RefSeq and is a predicted model, not a curated record. The coding region runs from base 149 to 1498 and encodes 449 amino acids. The transcript has 2 exons.